Serpula lacrymans var. lacrymans S7.9 is the source of this 518-nucleotide messenger RNA. RefSeq lists its product as uncharacterized. NCBI's taxonomy places the organism in Eukaryota, Fungi, Basidiomycota, Agaricomycetes, Boletales, Serpulaceae. The record is from RefSeq and is a predicted model, not a curated record. The transcript is spliced from 3 exons. The annotation marks the transcript as partial.
CGUCCGCUCGACAAAUUAACGGCGCGCAUCUUCAGCCUAUGAGAGCACGCGAUGACGGUCACCUGGACGGCUCGGUUAAUAGCGCCUACUGGUAUCUCUGCGUCUUCAGACUAUGUGAGCACAUUGUACUCGGGUAGGCGGUUCAGGUUUCGGAACGUGGUCCAUAAUCUGGGGCAUUGCAGAAGUUUAAUCUUAAUACACCUUUCCCCAAGCACUCUGCAUAGAACGAGGUCCAAAUUUUUCCUUCGUCCUCAACUCCAGGACGAGAAGUCCACAUACAAAGUAGCACCGACAGAGUGAAAAUACGAGUCUACAAGUGCUCUGUGGCUUCCACGAUUAGGGUAGUUUUGCAAAGGCAUCGUAGGCUGAUUUCACAGUACGACGGAAGGAGGAAGAUAUCAAGGACAUUACCGUGUACAUGGCGGCCCUCAUCGUGUUCUGGGGAACCAUUAAGUUUCACGAGUUGAAGACCUUUGUCUGUGGCUCGUAGAAUAUCUAGAGUGUGCCAUUUUCAUCAC